This is a messenger RNA of Aricia agestis (brown argus), 4323 nucleotides long. RefSeq lists its product as uncharacterized. Lineage: Eukaryota; Metazoa; Arthropoda; Insecta; Lepidoptera; Lycaenidae. Gene Ontology annotation, biological process: negative regulation of cell population proliferation. The coding region runs from base 45 to 4295 and encodes 1416 amino acids. The record is from RefSeq and is a predicted model, not a curated record. The transcript has 33 exons.
UUACUAAUAGAAGAAAUAAACUGCGAGACCGAAAAAUACUCGAAAUGCAAUAUGAAGACGGGACAAAUAUUUGCUGGGAGCAACGACGAGAACAAAGGCUGGACAUACAACCUACCGUAGUGGAUAAACAUGUGACUUGCGAUGAGACCAGAACUCCACGAGUUCGUCAUACCUCUACCACCAACAUCGUCUGUGCACCACCGACUGUCAGUUUUGUGAACUUUGAAAUCGGGAAGUCGUACACGAAACGCCUUCGCAUCACCAACAAGUCACCCUCAGAACUUCGCGUCUCCGUCAAGCCCCCGUCCUCCAACCUGCUCCAAGUUGAGUUGUGCUCCAAGCUGGUCAUCCUGUCUGGCGGUGAUGCUAUCGUAAGGAUCCACUUCAGGCCCAUUACUCCAUUGAAGAUAGAAGAUAAGGUGGUGAUAAGGACUGAAGGACAGGAUCUGAAGAUACCGAUAUUGUGUUAUAUUAAGCAUCCAGUCUUAAACGUGAUCGUCAAUGACAGUAUUGCUAGAUGCGAGAACAAUACGAUCUACAUCGGAGCUACACUCGUCAGCAACACUCUGCGAGUCCCUAUCACUUUCCACUCUGAUAGUCGUGCUAAGUUUAUCAUUAUCUCGGAUAAAUGCUGGUCUGACUUCACCUCCGACGACAAUGGCUUGAAUAAAGCAAUAUUACAGGCCGAGGUAUCAAAAGACAAGAGCGGCAACUCCAUAGCAUCUUCCGACUGUUUCACCAUAUCCCCCUCCUGCUACGCCAAUGGUACGGUCCCGGCUGCGGUGGUUUGCUGUCCCUUUACUGUCGGGUUCCAUACCACGCUGUUCCGGAUCGUGUCUUCUACUGCUAUCGUACGAUCACUGCGGUUCUUUGCUGAUGCUGUGGUGUACGAGCCCCAUCAUAUACGAUUGAAGGCUGAUGAAAGAGACUAUGACAUACUGACCGGUGUUGAGGAUCCGGCCUGCCAGUACUACGUCCACAUUGGGAGAACUGCCCCGAGAGGAGAGCUGAUAAAGACCAUCACCCUGGAGAAUGCCAGUCCAGUACCCUACAAGUACUACUGGAGAGCUCGUCCGUGGAGCAACUGCGGGUGUCCGUUCGACGGCAGCUCGGACAACGACACGUCUUGUUGCUGCGAGAAGCCGGAUGUUACGUCAAGCCCGCCUGCCCAGUCCGUUUACCCGAAGCCUUCAAGAGGGGUACUCCCUCCUGGGUCCAGUAUAUCAGUGGAAAUUCGCCUCUACUGCGCGGGACAGACCCUGGGCGUCCAACGAUCUGUGCUAAUGUUGAUUUUGACGGAGGUUCCUGUUGAAAGUGUAUCGUCAGAUGUUGACGUUCUGAAGAAGGAUUAUAUUGAUGAAGAAACUGUACCGAGUCUGGCAAAGAAACGCACUCGAGUACUAUGCGACAUACUAUCCGCCCAGCUGGAAGUGUGGUGGGAGGUGGCACCGGUUACCGUGGCUUUACAUCCGCCCGCCCUCGACAUACACUACUCAAGAAGGGUACAAUCUAUCCCACUAACCCUCAACGUCACCGAGUUGCACGGAGUGUGUGGGGCACAGGGGACCUGGGAGUCACCGGUGCCAAUGUCACCGAUACGCCUGGUACCGAACGGGACCACCACGGUUACUGUGGUGGUACCACUGCAGGAUAAUGACGAUGUUGAUAUCAGGUUAUUAGUCGACGGAUCCUGUGCAUCAACCCACAUACAGAGCCGCCCCGAACCGCAGUUCCCGUCACUGUCACCGCCCUACACCUGGGCGGGGACGGUCGCGCCCGGUGCCGUGGUCACUGCCAAGCUGGUGCUGCGGAAUGAUACCAGUAGAAUGCUCCACUGGUGGACCGUAAUUGACACCAAGGACACCACCAGAGCGAAGCCCUGCGUCUGCGGCGACCAAUGUCCUGACUGCCUGGUGAACCCAUACCUUGGUACACUGGAUGUGGAUGAGGAGGUAGUGUUGAAGUACAAGACACAGGCAAUGAAGGUCGAAGGCUGGCAGGCGACCCUGGUCCAGGUCUGCACUGAUGGUGAUGACGGUGACUUCACCAAAGGUUGUGCAGCUGUAGUGGCGUACAGGGUUCUGGAGCCGCGUUUAGUGCUGAGAGUCUUAAGUGAUGGUGGUACGCGACACAACGGUAGUGCUGUGCUGCGCCCGCCUGUGCUGUCGACUGGACACAGCACCCAGUACCGGCUCAGCAUCACCAACACCACACCCGUGUCGACCUUACUGCGUUGGGAGACAACUGAAGAUAACGUCCUGCGUGUGGCGUUCUCGCCCAACGUCACGGAAGUCGGAGGAUACGAGACGGUUGAUGUCACGGUGACACUGUUGCCCUGUUCGGUGUGUCGUCAGAGAGUGUUUGUAUGCAAGGCGGCGGUACAGCACUCAUCUCAGCCUCUGUGUCUACCGAUUGUAGCUGCUAUAGCUGGAAUCGAAGUGCGCAUUGAAAUACCACUCAGUGAUGGAGCCUCCCGGAUCGUCAUACUGACAGAGCCUCCUGCCGAGGAGUCCUCUGGAGGGACACACGAAGAUAUGCUUGAGGAGUUUCACAGGACUGGGACGGUUUCUGUAUACAAUAGUGGUGAUCGGUGCGCGGGCAUUCGGAAACUCGGCGAAGACAUUAGCUAUUCCAUGGAGUUCAUUGGAGCGCCUGUUAAUACCGUCAGCUCCAAGAGCCUGGUCGUCCGCAACGUGUCUCUUGUUGAUGCUGCAGUAGUCCUGGCCGUGAGGAGGUGGCCUCGACAACGGAAGACACAGAAGUAUCCUAAUGAAGAUCAGUGGCUAUUACACGAUAGCGGCAUCGCAGUGGAGUGCACCCCCUGGAGUAUGGUGGUGCGGGCGGGGGGGAGGGGAGAGGUGGUGGUGACCGUCCACGGUGACACGUGGGGCGUGUACCGAGAACGACUGCUGGUGAUGGUUGAGAAGUUGGAGCCACUGGUAAUAGACUUGUGGAUAGAGGUGUUCGGUGCUCCUCUCCAGUUCGCCAUCAGUGACAACACCACUCUGCCCGUUGUGUGGCUAGCUUCUACGGAUCCGAAGAGAAUUCUUCAAGCGACAAACCACACGCGCGCCGACAUACACGUCUACUCCUUUGUCGUGAAAGACCUUGCACCAAGUGAGAGGAAACUGCCAUUUCGCCUGUACUUUCGACUGUAUGAGGUUUCUUCAAAAUGCCUGUGUGCUAAGAAUGGUAGCGACACCAUUGACACAACUACUCCAAACAACUGCCUCCAUCCCGAUAUGGGUAUUGAGCUGUUUCUGGACGACGACUAUGGCCGACAGGAUUCUAUUUGCUACCGUGUGGAACCAGAAUACGUGCUCGUUGGUAAACAUCAAAAAGUCCACUGGAGUGUCAGCCUUACGGACGACAAGAGUUCUGCGCCCUCCGCGCUCGUGGUCAGGUCUACGCCAGUACAGAGUCAGGGUGAGGACUGGUUCCGCCCCUCUCCACCAGCUCAGCUGGUAAAACUCCGCACGUCCGCCCGCACUCCACACCUCGAGGUGUCGCAGACUGAAGUGACUGUGGAGAUCUGUGCACUGGAUCUAUCUCCUGAUGACGUCAUCCGAAAACGCAGGCGACUAGAAAUCAGAAACACUGGAAAUGGUUUCCUGACGUUGUCGAUUAAAACUAAGGAACCAUGGCGUGUAAAAGAAGAUAAAUGUGAUCAAAACAGCGCUAGAAACAAUGAAGAAAAGCAAGAUCUUCAAAAAGAAACAACCGAAUUAGUUAUGCUACCCAACAGUUCCAAAGAGGUCUCCGUCAAAUUAGAGUUAGAAGCAAAGCAUGUGGUCCCGGAGCCCGGAGACCAGUAUCCUUCGGAUAUCCUCAACACUACACCUCUAUACUUCUAUGACGAGGAGGGUAGAGAGAUGCUGAAUAUACCUCUAACGUUGCACGUAGACCGACCGGUCCUGGCUGCGGAGCCCGCUCUCAUCGACUUCGGCCUCGUCAGCGACGGACACGCCAAGAAGUCAUACUUCACCCUCACACACACCAGCCGCACCAGGACAGUCGAAGUGGCAGUUUACAUUUCGGGGGAUGAGAAUUUCAAAAUACACCCAGAGAAACUAACCCUGGCCCCCGGAGAGAGGCAGAAUGUUUAUCUGCAGUACACCUGCAGAUGGACAGACUCUCACACGGCGCUCGCGCUCAUCCGCGUGCGCGGCGGUGCGGACUGGUGCGCGGUGUCGGUGCAAGCGCGUGCGCACCCCACGCGCUACGUUGCGCGUUCUGCCGUCACCGACCACGCCGACUUCACUGUAGACGACAUGCUGCUGCCGCCGAUGUUGUGAUUCUAUGUAGAUAGUAUUGUUAAUAUUA